Molecule: messenger RNA, 1492 nt
Organism: Merops nubicus (carmine bee-eater)
Lineage: Eukaryota; Metazoa; Chordata; Aves; Coraciiformes; Meropidae
Gene: TINAG
Product: tubulointerstitial nephritis antigen
Exons: 11
Coding region: 1-1404 (467 amino acids)
Biological process (GO): proteolysis
Cellular component (GO): lysosome
Molecular function (GO): cysteine-type peptidase activity
Source: RefSeq, a predicted model, not a curated record
AUGUGGCUCAAAAGUCAUCUAUUUAUCUUCUAUUGCAUUGCAAGUGAAGUUUGGAUGGCAAAGCAGCUUGACUCUAGAAGAAAUUUCCCCCGAGGACUUUACUCUGUUGAAGACAGUGGAUCUGCAAAGUGGAACAGGCUAAAAAGGAGUCUGUAUCAGGGAAGGUCCUGCAGGGUACGAGGCUGUUGCACAGGAAGAGAUGAUGACUGCACCUUUAACAUUGCCUCCAAAGCAGCUAUAUGUUACUGUGACCAGUUCUGUGCCUCAGGUUCUCCUGGCCCUGUAGAUUGUUGUGGUGAUUACUGGGAUGUCUGUGUCCACCCUGUUGAGCCUACCAGGUCAGAUGAGCCUUGGCCACCUCCAGCAUCAGGUUGUUAUAAAGAUGGCCGAUAUUAUGGAGAAGGAACAAUCAUUAAAGACAACUGCAAUUCCUGCAAAUGCUUCCAAAGUCUCUGGAAGUGUUCAAAAGAAGUAUGUAUUGUUCGCCAAGACUUGAUUAAUCACAUCAAUUCUGGAGAUUAUGGAUGGAAAGCUGACAACUACAGUCAGUUCUGGGGAAUGACGGUGGAAGAAGGUUUCAAAAAACGCCUGGGCACCUUCCCUCCAUCUCAUUCCUUGCUGAACAUGAAAGAAGCUCCAGGAAACCCACUUCCAGAAGAAUACUUUCCUGCAUUUUUUGCAGCCACUUAUGCAUGGCCUGACUGGAUUCAUGAUCCUCUGGAUCAACGGAACUGUGGAGCAUCCUGGGCUUUUUCAACUGCAAGUGUUGCGGCAGACAGGAUAGCGAUUCAUUCCCAGGGUGAAGUCACAGACAACCUUUCUGCUCAGAAUUUGAUCUCUUGUGAUAUCAGGAAUCAACAUGGCUGCAACGGUGGAAGUAUUGAUGGUGCUUGGAGAUAUCUGAAAACACAUGGGGUUGUAUCUUAUGCUUGUUAUCCAUCAUUUUGGAAUGAUCACCUGAAGCCAUCAGGUCAAAAUCGCUGUUAUGUGUCAAGUGACUAUGGGAGAAACUAUACAAAUGGGCCGUGUCCCAAUGCGUUAGAACGAUCCAAUCGGUUAUACCGCUGUGCUCCUCACUACAGGGUCUCCUCAAAAGAAACCAAUAUAAUGAAAGAAAUCAUGGACAAAGGACCAGUGCAAGCUAUAAUGAGAGUGUAUGGAGAUUUUUUCCUUUACAAAGAGGGAAUCUACAGACACUCCCAGAAAGCAGGAUCUAGAUGGAAAACUCAUUCGGUCAAACUCAUUGGGUGGGGAGAAUUACCUGACAAAAAUGGACGUAAACAGAAGUUCUGGGUUGCUGCAAAUUCCUGGGGAAAAUCUUGGGGAGAAAAUGGUUAUUUUAAGAUUCUACGUGGACAAAACGAGUGUGAUAUUGAGAAAUUGAUUUUAGCUACUUUGGGAUAGCCAUACUCUUCUACUUUAGUUGUACUGUACUCUGCUUUAUGUAUCUAUUCUUUUUAUUGCUGCAUAUUGAGUUCUGGAGAAAUAAAAA